AGACAGAGACACACCAGAUCAGUUUGAGCCAGACUUGGGUUUCUUCUCUUCCCGCACCUUCUUGAAGCAACGAUGCUAAAGAACCAAACUUUGCUCUGUUUUCGCAAAACCCAAUGUGGUGGUCAUCCUCCUUACGCAGAAUCUCAAAUAUGAAAUGUCUCUUCAUCUCAUCCCAACAAUCACUAUCACUAUCACCCAAACUCAUUUCUAACACUUACCACACUCCUUCUCUUCCUCUCUCCUCCUCGACCUUUCUCAAACCAAUCCGGAGCCCGCCAAUUGGUUCGUUUUGCUUGAAGCGCAGAAGCUAUUUCGUACGGGCACUACACACCAUGCAAAACCCAGAAACUAUUUCGUACCUGACGCAGAGCCAAGCUGCUGAGAUCGAUGAGAUUCUCAUGGGUCCUCUGGGAUUCAGUGUGGACCAGUUAAUGGAAUUGGCUGGUUUGAGCGUGGCCACUUCAAUAGCAGAGGUCUAUAAACCAAGCGAGUAUAAUCGUGUCCUGGCAAUAUGUGGCCCUGGUAACAAUGGCGGUGAUGGUCUCGUGGCUGCUCGCCACCUACAUCACUUUGGAUAUAAGCUGUUUGUUUGUUAUCCAAAGCGUACUGCUAAGCCUCUUUAUACCGGGCUGGUCACUCAACUGGAAUCACUGUCUGUCCCUUUCAUAUCUGUGGAUGAUCUGCCUUUAGACUUGUCAAAGGACUUUGACAUUGUUGUAGAUGCAAUAUUUGGGUUUUCAUUCCAUGGUGCUCCAAGGCCCCCUUUUGAUAAUCUGAUCCAAAAGUUUCUUUGUAUCAAUAAAUAUGAUCAGACACGCCAAAAGUCCUCUGUUGUUGUCUCCAUAGAUAUCCCAUCCGGGUGGCAGGUUGAAGGAGAUGGUGGUCCAGAAGGCAUUAAGCCCGACAUGUUGGUUUCUCUGACUGCUCCGAAGUUGUGUGCGAAGAACUUUUGUGGUUCACACCAUUUCCUGGGUGGUCGCUUUGUCCCACCGUCUAUUGCUGAUAAAUUUAAGCUUUGUCUCCCCCCAUAUCCAGAAACUUCUAUGUGUGUACGAAUUGGAAAGCCUCCUCAAGUUGAAAUUUCUUCUCUAAGAGAGAACUAUAUUUCUCCUGAGUUUCUUAAGGAACAGGUGGAUGCUGACCCCUUUGAUCAGUUCCGCAAAUGGUUUGAUGAUGUAGUGGCUGCUGGGUUGAGGGAACCAAAUGCGAUGGCCUUAUCAACUGCUCGCAAGAAUGGAAGACCCUCAUCGAGAAUGGUAUUGCUGAAAGGAUUUGAUAAGAAUGGUUUUGUCUGGUAUACCAAUUAUGAAAGUCAAAAGGCACAGGAAUUGUUUGAAAAUCCUCAUGCGUCUCUUCUUUUCUAUUGGGAUGGUCUGAAUCGGCAGGUGAGAGUGGAAGGAUCUGUGCAGAAAGUUUCUGAGGAGGAAUCUGACCAGUACUUCCAUAGCCGCCCUCGCGGAAGUCAGAUUGGAGCAAUAGUUAGCAAGCAGAGCACAAUAGUUCCUGGAAGGCAUGUUCUCUAUGACCAAUAUAAAGAACUAGAGGAAAAAUUUUCAGAUGGUUUUGUUUCUGUCUGCAGAAGUAUAAUUCCUAAACCUAAGAACUGGGGAGGAUACAGGCUUAAGCCAGAGAUGUUUGAAUUUUGGCAAGGUCAAAAAUCUCGCUUACAUGACAGGCUGCGAUAUUCUCCCCGGGAGAUCAAUGGACAACGAGUGUGGAUUAUUGAGCGGUUGGCUCCUUGAAUAAGUUCAGCAUGAAGUUCAUCCCUCAGGUUAUUAUGUAAUUCUUACUCAUAGUUACUGGUCCUAUGAAUUUAUGUAUUUUUCUCUUUGGCAUGCAUGUGUAAUGUUAUGGUACGUAAAGUCAUGAUUAUGUCCUUUAUGCAAUGGGUUCUGAAAGUACAGUAUUAGUGACAUCAAACACUUUGAAUAUAUUAAACACAAUUGUGAUAGAGAGAUUUACCAGAACGCAGAUGAUAUGCUGCCACUUAUAUUGCCCAAUCAUCCUCAUUGCUCAACUUUUGUUGCAAGUUUAGUGUACUACAUUGCUAGAGCAUGGAUUAUU
Molecule: messenger RNA, 2064 nt
Organism: Argentina anserina (silverweed cinquefoil)
Lineage: Eukaryota; Viridiplantae; Streptophyta; Magnoliopsida; Rosales; Rosaceae
Product: pyridoxine/pyridoxamine 5'-phosphate oxidase 1, chloroplastic
Exons: 14
Coding region: 114-1742 (542 amino acids)
Biological process (GO): pyridoxine biosynthetic process
Molecular function (GO): pyridoxamine phosphate oxidase activity; FMN binding
Source: RefSeq, a predicted model, not a curated record